GCAGAGAGUGGUGACAAGCCUGUGGCCACGCUUUUUCCUGUUGCAGAGUUUCAGUGCGCACCUUCAAACUUCUCCACACCAACCGAACACGAGCAGCGGUGCCAUAGCAGAGGAUUUACAACGUUUGUUUUUUUAAUCAGUAUUUUUCACUAUACAUUUAAGUCUCUGGGGUAAAGGCAUCCGGUGCUUUCACUUUUUAAUGUGCGCUGUCAGCCAACUUCUGACUUAGUGUUCUUAUUUGCAUACUCACAAUAAGGCUCGACGACUGAGAUUGUGUUCUCUCUCCGGACCACUGCUCUUAAUUUGGCAGCCAUCGGGCAAAACUCCCAGACCCUUCCUCCUCAAUAUUCUGCCACCGUCUGUGGCAAAGUUUACCAAACUGAACACAAAAGGGCCGAAGACAGUUGCAGAGAAAAAGAAGAAGACUGACUGGUAAAAAAAAUCAGGCAACAUAGGUGUCAUGUUUGUGGAGAGAACUUCCUGCCUUGGCUGUCUUCCUGUGACACAAUCACUGUUCCUUUAAGUCGUACUCUGCAGUUUGGCCAGAGGGUAUUUUUGUCUAAAAACAAGUCAAGCAGCUGAGUUUGUGGGAUGAGAGCACAAAGAAAGCAAAUAAGAAGAAAAAACAACCAUGCUGAAGAAUGAUCAGCUGAUCUAUAUUGGCCUGGAGCUGGUGAUCGCUUGCCUGUCUGUGGCGGGGAACGUCCUCGUCUGCUGGGCCGUCUGCCUCAACUCCAACCUGCAGAGCAUUACCAACUUCUUUGUGGUGUCGCUGGCAGUGGCUGAUAUUGCUGUGGGGCUGCUUGCAAUUCCCUUCGCUAUCACUAUUAGUACCGGCUUCUGUGCCAACUUCUACGGCUGCCUGUUCAUCGCUUGCUUCGUCCUCAUACUCACCCAGAGCUCCAUCUUCAGCCUUCUGGCCAUCGCUGUCGACCGCUACAUCGCUAUCAAGAACCCACUCAGGUACAACAGCCUGGUGACAGGACAGAGGGCAAAGGGCAUCAUCGCAUUGUGCUGGGUCCUCUCUGUGGGCAUCGGCCUGACACCGAUGCUGGGCUGGAACAGAGCAGCAGCAGGUUUCCGGGCAUUGCACAGGAGUAAAACAAUACAGAGUUGGAAUACCACCGCUGCAGUCGGCAGCCGUACCUGCCCAGAAGGCUUGACGGAGUGCCUGUUUGAAGGAGUGGUAACCCUGGACUACAUGGUCUAUUUCAAUUUCUUCGGCUGUGUGCUGGUGCCCCUGGUGGUCAUGCUGGUCAUCUAUGCCCAUAUCUUCAUGGCCGCUCGGCGCCAGCUCCGACUGAUGGGGCUCAAAGUUGCACACGCGCCCGCUCCUGGAGAAAUAACCUCGUCAUCGAGCUCAUCUCGUUCGACCCUGCAGAAGGAAGUGCAAGCAGCCAAAUCACUGGCCAUCAUUGUCGGUUUGUUCGCUCUAUGUUGGCUUCCGCUGCACAUCAUUAACUGUUUCAACCACCUGUGUCCAGACUGCGAGCGCGUACAUAUCUGGGUGAUGAAUAUUGCCAUCAUCUUCUCUCAUGGUAACUCUGUCGUGAAUCCCUUCAUCUACGCUUAUCGCAUUCGGGAGUUCAGGCAGACCUUCCGGAGGAUCCUGUACCAGCACAUCCUCGGGAAGAGGGUUGGACGUGGGGUUGGUAGUGAUGAUAUCAGGGGUAUUGGGAGCAGCAGUAUCAUGCAGACUUCCUCCUAUACCAGCAAAGAGGGUUUAUCAUGUGGCACAGUAGUAAAUAGCUACAUCCUGGACCCCAGUCCUGACCGAACUCCACCAAAAGCUGCUCAUGAAGCAUCUUGCCAUUGGACAUCAAAGUUAGAUUCUGCACCGAGCAGAUACAUACCCAACGGACACCAAAUAAAUGUUAGCACCAUUCCAGGAACACAGCAGCAGCCAUACAUUGCUGUUCAGGAUGGAGUAGAGUCAGUCUCAUACCUGAAAGGAACAGCAGAUGUUUUGGAGGUGAAAGACAGCGGGAGUUGCAUUGCUUUUGUGAAUGUUCAGGCUCUCUCCCUGGAACAGACUGACUGCGUCCGCUCAACAGAGCUUGCUGAAGUCUCAUGACAAAUAUAUUUAGGUAUUUAAAGGGGACAUAUUGUGCUUAUUUCAUCAUUUUCUUUUGAAAAUCACCCUAACCCUAACCCUAACCCUACUACAACAUGUUUACGUGCUUUAAUGUUCAAAAAACAUAUAAUACUUUUGUUCAUACUGUCUGUCCGUCUGAAUAUAGCUGUAACGCUUUAGCGCCUGUCUCUUUAAUCCCCCCUCUUGAAAAAGCCCAGUCUGCUCUGAAUGGCUUGCAAGAAAAAUUAGGCGCAAUUGUGCAAAGUUAGUUUUCCAGCCGAAGGUGGAGAUACGUACUCAGAUUGCGGGCGAUAUACUUUAAUGAGCCUGCAUGGGACAAAGGAACGCGAGCCAAACCUUUUUUAAUCUGGUGUUUUCCGACCGAGGCAGCCCACACUUAUUACACAGUGUGCGGGUUGACAGGCACUUCAGAUACCCACAUAUAUCUGCACAACUGAGUUUUUCAUAAUAUGUCCCCUUUAAAAUAUAUUUAUAUUGCCAUAACACAUAUAACAGUGUGCUAACAUGACAAUAAGAAGAAUGAUCAAUGAAGCCAUAUAUACAUCUACAGUAAUGCCAUCUUUGUCACUUUUUGAAGUCUCACAAACUGGAAUCUCUUGACCUGCUUUAUUACUUUUUGUAACCAGCCAUCUCUGAGUUGGAUCACAUCUACAAGCAGUUUCUACAACGAGUUUAUUUAAAAUGGGCUCAUACUUAUUGUCUUUACAUGCAGUAUAACAACAUCCAUGCAUUUCUUCUCAGAUAAGUGCUUUAUCAACUGUACUGUACCUUGUAAUGCAUUUUUAAGAGACUUUAAACACUUAAAUUCUUUAAACAGCUUCUUUUUUAUUUUUAUAAUGUUGCAUCAGGUCACCUUUUGUAAUGGUCAUCUGUUUGUACUCACUGGAAAAUUAAAAGUCUUAAAUACUUAA
Molecule: messenger RNA, 3006 nt
Organism: Cottoperca gobio
Lineage: Eukaryota; Metazoa; Chordata; Actinopteri; Perciformes; Bovichtidae
Gene: adora2ab
Product: adenosine A2a receptor b
Exons: 6
Coding region: 632-2074 (480 amino acids)
Biological process (GO): G protein-coupled adenosine receptor signaling pathway; adenylate cyclase-activating G protein-coupled receptor signaling pathway
Cellular component (GO): plasma membrane
Molecular function (GO): G protein-coupled adenosine receptor activity
Source: RefSeq, a predicted model, not a curated record